CUGAGAGAUCUAUUUCAUAACGAGAUUAUGCCAGGUCCGCUUAUCUAUGGACCUGAGCCACCAGAGCCGAAAAAUAUGGUUUGGAUCAUAAUGGAGCGCAAAAAGAAGGAGGACACAUCAGUUUCAAAUGGAUUGAUAAGUGUUGUGAGUGACAAUAAGGUUGAGAAUACGUAUACAUCCUGUUCAUCUGUUUCCGAAAUCAUUAAAAAGUUUGAAAACUUUUCAUCGAUGAACACGUCAAAUUUGUUCGGCGGGAAAAAAUGAUUUGGCUUCACACACACACACACACACACAUUGCUUUAUAUUGUUUCGCUAGCUUUCACAGACUAUCUUUUUGCUACACUCCUUGUCUUGUUUAACCGGUUUUAAUAAACACAAUUUAGCAUUUCAAA
Caenorhabditis elegans is the source of this 392-nucleotide messenger RNA. RefSeq lists its product as uncharacterized. The transcript is spliced from 3 exons. The record is from RefSeq and is marked reviewed. Bases 76 to 264 code for a protein of 62 amino acids. Lineage: Eukaryota; Metazoa; Nematoda; Chromadorea; Rhabditida; Rhabditidae.